Mangifera indica (mango) is the source of this 668-nucleotide messenger RNA. Its product is annotated as 60S ribosomal protein L2, mitochondrial-like. The record is from RefSeq and is a predicted model, not a curated record. The coding region runs from base 1 to 588 and encodes 195 amino acids. Gene Ontology annotation, biological process: cytoplasmic translation. The transcript has 2 exons. Gene Ontology annotation, molecular function: structural constituent of ribosome; RNA binding. NCBI's taxonomy places the organism in Eukaryota, Viridiplantae, Streptophyta, Magnoliopsida, Sapindales, Anacardiaceae. Gene Ontology annotation, cellular component: ribosome.
AUGGCGCUUUACAGAUUUCGCUCAGCUUCUUCUCUCAUCUCCAAGUUUCUUCCUCCCUCCAACACUCUCCGCUCUUUCUCGUCAGAAACCCAAUCAGUGAAAAAGAAAAUAAUGAAUUAUAUAGCCCACCUCGACAUAAACUCACAAAUUGGAAGUUGUAUGCCGCUCAUCGCAAUGCAAAUCGACACAAUUAUUCACAACAUAGAGGUCAACCCAGGUUAUGGGGGGAAGCUGGUUCACUCGACGGGCACUUCAGCCAAGCUUUUGAAGGACCCCAUUGGAAGGUACUUUUUGGUGAUGCUGCCUUUGAAGGAUGAGAAAUUGAUUGAUACUAAAUGCCAGGCUAUGAUUGGUUCAGUGUCAAACCCGAGUCAUAACACGAAGAAGCUUAGGAAGGCGGGGCAGAGCAGGUGGUUGGGGCGAAGACCAGUGGUUAAAGGAAUGGCAAUGAAUCCAGUUGAUCAUCCUCAUGGAAGAGGUGACGGAGGAACCUGGAGUAGUGGUAGUCAUGGAAGGACUUCGCUUACGCCAAGGGGAAAACCUUGUAAGUCAGGUUACAAGACUGUUUCUCCUAAGAAGAGAAAGUAAGGGGGAUUAUUAUGCGUUUGAGUUUGAAUGAUUUUGUUUAUCGUUAAUAAGAUUCAAGUCUAUUUUUGGAUUGAUUUUAA